Molecule: messenger RNA, 4753 nt
Organism: Cyprinodon variegatus (sheepshead minnow)
Lineage: Eukaryota; Metazoa; Chordata; Actinopteri; Cyprinodontiformes; Cyprinodontidae
Product: cAMP-specific 3',5'-cyclic phosphodiesterase 4C-like
Exons: 17
Coding region: 898-3624 (908 amino acids)
Biological process (GO): signal transduction
Cellular component (GO): perinuclear region of cytoplasm; cytosol; nucleus
Molecular function (GO): 3',5'-cyclic-AMP phosphodiesterase activity
Source: RefSeq, a predicted model, not a curated record
UAGAGAUCGAGAGGGAGGAGAGAAGCUGGUGAAGCUGCAGUUAUUCAUGAGAGCGGAGCGUGUGUUUUUUUUCCCUCCUUCUCUCUCUUCCUCAUGCUGUGGUGAUGCACUGCAAUGUCUGCAGACAGACAGACAGACAGAAGACAGAGAGGGAAGGAGACAAGCAGGACAAGGCCCAGCCCAUCUCACCAUUGAUCUUCAGGCGAUCAAGGGAGAAGAUCCAGCAAUGACUACUAACAAAUCGAAUAAGGAUUUUUAAAUUUAAUGUCCCAGAUGAGGCAGCAAUAUCCAAAAAGAAUCUCCGAGGCCAGAUUGGAUCCAAGUGACCGAUUCCACAUUGAUAAGUCAACCUCAGAGUCAGGAGAGACCUGUGGCAGAAUCGUUUAAAUUCUCAUGGAUGGUCGGUUGACAAAUGACUGAUUGGCAGGAUUCAUUUACAAUAGCCAUCAUGUGAUCCACUCUACACGCUGGAUAAGGGCUGAGAAGAAUUUGUGGAAAUGAUACUUAUCUUGGAUCUGUAUUUUGAUGGUCGGCAGAUGCAUCUGACCAAUGGAAAUACACACAGGAUGACUGCUUUUUGAUUACUCUUUGCAUGUUUUUGGGAUCAAAUGUUUUUUUUUUUCUCACAUUUUGGAACCUCUGAGGAGCAGAUAGAUGCUCCCCUACUGUUUUAAAGCAGAACUCCCAAUUUCAUCUAUCUGAAGAGCAGGGUGUGGAGACAGUGCAGGCAGUGCUGUUUGCUGGCUGAGUCAGCUCCAAUGGGGGCCGGUUUUGACCCGGUCUGACCCCAGUUUGAGCUUGCAGUGACCCCUGAUCUCUCCGGUCCUGGCUCUCCACCUGCUCUGCUGCCUGGGUUCCGGAACGCUCCGCCCUGGGGCCCAGAACGAGCCAAUCAGAAUGAAGAAGAGCCGCAGCGUGCUCUCGGUUACUGGAGAAGAGGGGAAUGAAUUAGAUGUAACAGAUGUCGGGGAGAAGGCGGAGUCAUCUCGCUACAGCCGAUCCUACACGUCUGGGGCCACGCUGGGUGCCGAGCUGCGCAGAGGACGAACCAGGAGACUUUCUCCAAGUCUCCAGGUACCCUGUUGGCUCCGCCCUCGAGAUCGCACCCGUUCACCUGACAUCCUGAGCAAUAUGUCACGUCCCACAACGCUUCCUCUUCGCAUCCCUCCUCGUAUCUCCAUCACACAAGCGGACACUGACGGCUGUGAAGCAGAAAAUGGCAUAUCUCCAGCUCACACCCCUCUUGGCUCCCAGAGUCCGAGCCGAACGUUGUACACCUCCUUGCCUCAGGGCCAGAGGAGAGAAUCAUUCCUCUACAGAUCUGACUCUGACUAUGACAUGUCCCCCAAAGCCGUCUCCCGUAAUUCUUCCAUUGUUAGUGAAGGGCAUACAGCAGAAGACUUCAUUGUCACACCUUUUGCUCAAGUACUGGCAAGUUUGCGAUCAGUACGAAGCAACUUCACCAUCCUUGCCAACGUCUCUACACCUACAGUGAACCGCUGUGAUUUCAGGAGAUCUCCCUUAGGUGGAGUGUGCCCCAGCCCCAGGGGGACACUUUCAGAUCAGCAGUACCAGCAGCUGGCCUUAGACACUCUGGAAGAGUUAGAUUGGUGUUUGGACCAGUUGGAAACCAUUCAGACCCACCGCUCUGUCAGCGAAAUGGCUUCUACUAAGUUUAAGAGGAUGCUGAACAGGGAACUCUCUCACUUAUCAGAGAUGAGCCGCUCUGGGAACCAGGUGUCGGAAUACAUAUCCAGCACUUUUCUGGACAAACAGAAUGAAAUGGAAAUCCCCUCUCCAACACUUAAAGACAAAUCUAUGAGUCACAUUAGCGGGGUGCGGAAACUGUCUCACAGCUCCAGCCUGUCUAGCGCCUCCAUGCCUCGCUUUGGGGUCAACACAGACCAUGAGGACGAGCUUGCCAAGGAACUGGAGGAUUUAAACAAAUGGAGUUUUAAUAUAUUCAAAGUAGCUGAGUUCUCCAAUAACAGACCCCUCAGCUGCAUCAUGUAUGCCAUCUUCCAGGAGCGGGAGCUCUUGAAGACGUUUCGAAUCCCCGUUGACACUUUUGUCACCUAUGUGAUGACCCUAGAAGACCAUUACCAUGGAAACGUAGCCUACCACAACAGCCUCCAUGCAGCAGAUGUUGCCCAGUCUACACACGUCCUCCUCUCCACACCUGCUCUGGAUGCUGCCUUCACCGAUCUGGAGAUCCUCGCUGCUCUGUUUGCUGCAGCUAUUCAUGAUGUGGACCAUCCUGGAGUUUCAAACCAGUUCCUCAUCAACACCAACUCAGAGUUGGCGCUGAUGUACAACGAUGAGUCAGUCCUGGAGAACCAUCAUCUGGCUGUAGGUUUUAAACUCCUGCAUCAGGAGAAUUGUGACAUUUUUCAAAACCUCACCAAGAGACAGCGACAGUCCCUGCGCAAGCUCGUCAUUGAUAUGGUGUUAGCCACGGACAUGUCCAAACACAUGACUCUGCUGGCCGACUUAAAGACCAUGGUGGAAACCAAGAAAGUGACGAGUUCAGGUGUUUUGCUGCUGGAUCACUACACAGAGAGAAUACAGGUACUGAAGAACAUGGUCCACUGUGCAGACCUGAGCAACCCAACAAAACCCUUACCGUUAUACAGGCAGUGGACAGAGAGGAUCAUGGAGGAGUUCUUCCGACAGGGCGACAGAGAAAGAGAGAGGGGGAUGGAAAUCAGCGCUAUGUGCGACAAACACACUGCCUCUGUGGAAAAGAGUCAGGUGGGCUUCAUUGACUACAUUGUACACCCUCUAUGGGAGACGUGGGCUGACCUGGUACACCCAGACGCCCAGGAAAUCCUGGACACCUUAGAGGAGAACAGGGAGUGGUACCUGACCACUAUGCCUCAAUCACCUUCGCCUCCCCCCGAUAGACACCUCCAGCAUGACCGCUUCCAAUUCGAACUUACACUGGAGGAGCUGGAAUACAACAAUCACAACAACAUAUACAAAAGGAGCAGUGGCUGUGCAAGAGGCGUCAAGGAAGGCCAGAAAGCCAUGUGCGAAGACAGCAAUGGGAAGCAGGAGGGAAUAGGUGAGGAGGAUCAGAACCUUGCUGAGGAUGAGGAGGAGGAUAAGGAGAACCACAACAGUGAACAAAAUGGAAUCCAGGAACAGGAGGAGGAAAACACUGGAGGAAAGGAAGAUGAAAAUGAAGAGGAGAUAAAGGAAGCUCUUGAGGAGAAGGAAGAAGGAGGAGGAGAAGAAGAAAUCAAUAGUGAAGAAGAAGGAGUGGAAAUCAAUGGCAAAGAAGAUGAAUCAGCAAAGGAAGACAAUGAAGCCAUUGAGGAAGAGGUAGACGAGGAAGAGAAUGAAGUUAGGGAAGCUGAAGGAGAGGGAAACGAGGAGGAGGAGGAAGGUGAGAAUGAUGACGCAGAAGUAGAAGAGGAGACAGAGACAAAUUUAAGUGAAGGAGAAGAAGGCAAAUAUGAAGAUGAAGGCAACACAGAAGAAGCUAAAGAGGAGGAAACUGAGAUGGACAGUAUAGACGAGGAAACUGAGCAGGAAGUAGUAGCAAAAGAGAAUGCAGAGGAGGAAGAAGAGGCACCUCAGGAGGGUGAAGAAGAUGAAGUACCAGAGGAAGAGGAGAGUUAGCUAAAUAGACAAAUGAUCAGGGUCACUGAGUGAAAUGGGUAAAAGAGAGAUGAUGAGGGGCCAGAGAGGUUCUUAAAGGCAGAAGAGGGGCUUUAAAGAGGCAAAAAAGCUGAAAUAUGUAUGUCUUUCCAGAUAACGCAGUCUAACUGCUUUACCAUGUGAAGGUCAAAUUACUCUCAUCCUUAGAGCUAUAUUUUGCACCAACAGUAAAGAACUGAAGAUGGGAAACGGGAAUUUUUCUGAACAGCCCGAGAAAGAUGGUCAUCCGGUAGUAAGAGAAACGAGGGUCUUCUACCCUGUGUAAGUACGUAUAUCACUGCCGUUUAGGAUAAAUGGGGAAAUAACAGUAAUAAAACUGGGGGACUGGUUUAAACAACCGCUUUGUAGCUCCUGGAUACAAAUUAAAGAAAAAAAAAAUGCUGAAAUUCGUACAUGCAAAUAAGUGUGUGCGUGUUUUGCAGCUGUUAUAGACUGUCACGCAUUGUCUCUUGGUCACUGUCUAUUGUUUUAUUGAUAAGGACCAUAACACAAACCUAGACCAUUAUAACUCAAGUGCAAAUUUCAAAAUAAUUCCAAAAAGAGAUUUAAAAAAUAUGACCAGAAAGGUGUAAUUUGCUGUCUUAUAUUUAGUACAAAACCCUUCUCAAUCUAUGAGCAGUAUGUUUCAUAUACUGUGGUUAAGAAACUGUGUAAGCCCCUCACUCCCUUACCCUAAAGCAACAAUGCUGGAUUUCUGACCCCAUUUCUAAAUAAAACACAGACUGUUCUCGUCAAGUGGAAACUUACAAGGCUGAUGUAUUCUAUGUUGUCGAUGUUCAGUCUUGUCGAGAGUUUAAAAAAAAGAAAAUUAUCACACCAAGUGUUUAUGCCAUUGUGACAUUGUAACCUGAGUUGUGCCAAACUGUCCCACAACCAGCACUGAGCAAUGCAGCCUCCAGAUUAGGUGGCUACUCUUCACGAAGCAAUGAAUCUGUGGGACCAGGCCAGCAGGUGUGAUGGUCUUCCACAAAUUUAUGUUUUUGUUUUUUGUAAACAAAUAUGUAUUUGGCACUUUAUCAAACACCCUUGUUGCAUAUAUGUACAUAAUAAACAUGUAUUUUAAUCUGCUGAUGUCAUAAUAAAUAUGAUC